This is a messenger RNA of Phoenix dactylifera (date palm), 1703 nucleotides long. NCBI's taxonomy places the organism in Eukaryota, Viridiplantae, Streptophyta, Magnoliopsida, Arecales, Arecaceae. The record is from RefSeq and is a predicted model, not a curated record.
AUAAAAAAAAUGAUAGGUAGAACGGUCUUCAGAUAAAAUUCUAUUAAUUGCACUUUUAAGACUUGAAACCUUUUGCAGCGCACCGGUCGCGUUGUGCUCCCCCAACCCUCUUUUUAUUUCUUCUACUUUCUUCUCUUCUCCAGGCCUCGUUGAGCACGAAAGAAUCGCCUUCCACAGCAUCCACAGCCAAUUCCACCACCCAGCCAUGGACAACAGCGACGCUCUCCACGUUGUCGUGCUCCCGUUCAUAAAAUUCAGCCACCUCAACCCCUUCCUCCACCUCUCGAAGCACCUCGCCGGACUCGGCCACCGCGUCUCCUUCCUCUCCAUCCCGGCCAACAUCCAGACCAUCGCCGCCGCCCCCUCCACCUUGUCCCCACUCAUCCACCUCGUGCCCCUAUGCAACCCGGCAGCCGGCGCCGACAGCGACAAUUUGGAUACCCUCCGAGACCCCUUCGCCAGCUUCCUUCAAAGCCUGUCUCCUCCUCCGGACUGGAUCCUCUUCGACUCCGGCUACUACUGGGUCCCCCGCAUCGCUGCAGGCCUCGGCGUGCGGUGCUGCUACGUGAACCUCGUCGGCGCGGCCGCCAACGUCUUCAUGUGGCCGUUCUUCGCUCUCGCGGCCGACGGCGAGGCCGCCCGGGUGACGGUCGAGCGGCUCACCGCGCCGCCCGACUGGAUCCCGUUCCCGACGUCGAUGAAGCUCCACCGCCACGAGGCCGGCCAACUCUCGAGCUUCUUUUUCCACCCGAGCAUGUCCGGCUUGACCAACGGCUUCCGCGUCGGGUCGGCGGUCCGAGGGUCCGACCUGGUCGCGGUGGAGAGCUGCACCGAGUUCGAGCCCGAAUGGAUCGCCGCCCUCCCAGAUCUCCUCGGGAAGCCGGUGCUCCCACUCGGCCAUUUCGCCGCCUGCGCCGCGGAUAAUAACUCCGAUGCCGGCGGCAGCAACUGCGACCAUGUCUUCGAGUGGCUCAACAGGAGGGAAGCCGGUACGGUGGUGUAUGCCGCCUUCGGAAGCGAGGCCGCAUUGACCAGAGAGCAGGUGCACGAGAUAGCCCGUGGGCUGCUGCUCUCGGGGCUGCCAUUUCUAUGGGCUCUCCGGAGCCCGCAAGGCGAGCCUGACGGGCUAUUGCCCGAGGGCUUUGAGGACCAAACCGCGGGCCGCGGGCUCGUAUGCAAGGGAUGGGUUCCCCAGAUCAAGAUACUGGGGCACCCAUCCAUCGGAGGGUUCCUGACCCACUGUGGCUGGAAUUCGCUGCUCGAGGCUUUCCAGUUUGGGAUCCCCUUCGUGCAACUCCCCUGGUUCCAUGAUCAAUGGUUUUACUCCAGACUUCUGGCGGAGAAGAAGGUCGGGAUGGAGGUUCCGAGGGACGAGGAGGAUGGCUCCUUCAACGGGGCGGACAUUGCAAAGGUCUUGAGGCUGGUCAUGGUGGACCAAGAAGGGGAGGAGAUCAGGGCUUCAGCUAGGGGGCUUCGUGCUGUGCUGGGGAACAAAGAGGUGCAUCAUCGGCAUGUGAGGAAUUUUGUCGAGUACCUCAAAGACAAUAGACGCGGGGCAAAGCCGCCAACCGAAGCCUGAUGAACAGUGUCGUGAAGAGAUUUGUGAAAGAAGCGUUCUUGGUGCUUAAAAUUCUUAUUAUUCAGAAUAAAGUAUUGUCUUAGUCCUUAAAUUUCUUAUUAUUCAGAAAUAAGUAUUGUCUUUC